AACUCUUUAACACCCCCUUUGUCAUCAACUUUUCUUUCUCUCUUUGCCUUCUCCCUUUUCUCCUCCUUCCAUCUGCACAGUUCUGGUCAUCUUUUUUUUCUCAGUAUAAUAUGCAGAUCUUGUAGACUUUCUAAACCCCCCACACGCCCUCUGCGAGCCCUGAAAGGGACGGUGGGGGGUGCUGGACGAAGAAGAAGAAGGUGGUGGUGGUGGAGGAACUUUCAACAGAGAGGCAGCAAGAGAGAGAGAAAAGGCUCUGGGCUCGCCCUUGGGGGUGGGGUAGGGGUUGGAAGAGAGAAGGACAUCUUCCUUGUGUGAAGAGGGAGGCUCUCUCGAGAGACCGUGGCCGUGUAGGAGGUCCCCCAAAUUGAAAGGCAUUCAAAGUAAUGGAGGCCCUGCAGUGCGAUGGGUGCGAUUACCGGGCAGAAACCUAUGAUGAUCUAAAAGCUCAUAUCCAGGAUGUUCAUACCGUCUUUUUACCUCAUGUGGAAGCUUCUGAGGAGGAUAUUGGUCAACCCAGAUCUGUUACACCAACCCAAGAUUCAGAAACAGAUGUUAACAGCCUUCCCACUGUGAAGACUGAACUUGGUUCUCCAGUGGAAGCGUCUGCACAAAAUUCCUUCCAACCUGGCUCAUCCAAUUUCAUCAACAACAGCUCCGUUCUGUACGGCCAUCAUGUUAACCAGCAUCCGAAGCCAGCCAAUAAGUUUUUCCAGUGCAAGUACUGUGUCCGCUAUUUCCGAUCCAGGAGCCUCCUCAACGAGCACACCAGGAAGAUUCACGGUCAGGUUGAAGGGGCAUUGUUUGGGGGUGAGCCCUCAGACAUGGCUCCACCCCCGUCACCGUCCAGCUUCAACAUCCUCCUGCACGAGGGCUUUGGCAAGGUCUUUGCCUGUCGUUACUGUACCUACAAGAGUCCCCGGCGGGCCCGCAUCAUCAAACACCAGAAGCUGUGCCACCGGUCGGGCAUGAAGGGGCAGGAGCCUCUGGGGGACGUGCCAGUGGAUGCAGUGGAGCGCAGCAUCCUGGAGGCGCAGGUGAAGCCACUGACCAAAUCGAGGGGCAGCUUCUGCUGUGAGUGGUGUGGCUACCACACCUCCAGGAGGGAGCGUUGGUGCGACCACCUGAUGAAGAAACAUCGCAACCUCUUGGCACAGGGGCUGGUCAAGAUCAUUUCCUCACUGAGGCAGCAGCAGUCUGGAUCGAGCCCCAGUCAGACUCAUACAAAGUCGCAGGAGAUGGAGAAGACUUCUUCGAACUCAAAUUACCUUCCCUUAAAGGCAGCAGGGAGAGAAAUGUCCUCGGCUCAGUACCCAUCUCUGCAAGGCUCUAUGGAAGGAUCCCCCUCAAAGCAGGGUCCAGCAGCGGUCCCCAGGUUUGCUCCCAUCAAGAUCAAGUUCCCCUUCCAGAAGACGAAGGGCAAGACCACACCCGAUCCAGAAGAGGCCGCCAUGACUGGCAGGUCUUCCUUUGGGAUGACCGAAAUGAACGUGGCCAAUUCAGCCUUGGAAACCAGCAGCCUGCUGAGUGACGAGCGGAGCACCUCAGACGAGGAGGAGCAGCCGGACGUGGACGAGAUGGACUCGCUGGCGUCCCAGAGCUCAGAGGGCUCGGGGAAGAAGUUGCUGUCAGUCGGCAACACCAAGCUGCUGGAGACCAAGGGGAUCCCCUUCCGGAAGUAUAUGAACCGGUUCCAGUGCCCCUUCUGCUCCUUUCUCACCAUGCAUCGCCGCAGCAUCUCCCGCCACAUCGAGAACAUCCAUCUAUCCGGCCGCACCAUUGUACACAAGUGCAACCUUUGCAGUUUCACCUGCACCACUGCCCAGAAGUUGGUGGCUCACAAGCAGUCCCACUCCUCGGAGUGGGAAACAGUGAGCUCUGCCAACAGCAGCAUUGCACCCCUGAACGACAGCUUAGUGAGCGUGGAUGUGAAUCAGAGCCAGGCCGUCAAUGGGGAGAAGCCCGUGUUGAUGGGUGAGUCAAAGCAGCAGUAUCCUUAUAAAUGUACUAUGUGCAGCUACUCCACAGUGACUCUGAAAGGACUCCGGGUGCAUCAGCAACACAAGCACUCGUUCUGUGACAAUGCAUUGCUGGCAGCCAGUGAGGAUGGGAGCGAUACACUGCAGGACACUGGAUCACAAUUCGAAGCUCUUCCAUCUCCAGGUAUUGUGAAAACUCAGACUUCCAUCCUUGGAUCGACGUCGAAGAACUCAUUCCUCUUCAAGAAGGGAAAGCGGCUGGUGUCGGACAGCCCGCUUGACCUCUCCCCGGCCAAGAAGCGGACCAGGAUAGACGAGAUAGCAAACAACCUGCAGAGCAAGAUCAGCCAGGCCAACCAGCAAGCCAAUGAGGUGGAAUCUGUGAUUGCCAUGGAGGAUGCAGAGGAAGAGUGCGAGGGAGAAGAGGAGGAAGAGGAGGAGGAUGACGAUGAAGAAGAAGAAGAGGACGAUGUGGAAUUGGAUGCAGAUGGAGAGAUGGAUGAAGAGGAAGGAAAGGUGGACCAUCUAAUAGACAUGCAGAAUUACAGCUAUAGUGGCCACCAGAUGUGGGUCGAAGGCACUGAUGGGAUACAUAAAGAGGAUGGCUAUGGGCCAGUAGACCAAGACUAUCCUGUUAGUAACAGUGCUGAGAUUGAAUUAACCCUUUCGGAUGAUGAGGACUUCUACAGCACCUCAAACACAGUGGGACACUGUGAUGGCGCAUCCCGUAAGCAGGGUGGGGGUGCAGCUUAUAAAAAGAGCAACUCAGAGAACCGGGACACCUUCCAGGAAAGCUCGGAGGCCGGUGAAGAUUCAGGGAAGACUUACUACUGCAAACACUGCAACUUCAGUAACAAAGUAGCCCGCAGUGUUAGUACUCACUACCAGCGAAUGCAUCCCUACAUUAAGUACAGCUUCAGGUACAUAGAGGAUCCAACGGAUCACAGUGCAGUCUACAGAUGCCUUGAGUGCUUUGUGGAAUAUGCAGAGUUUGAGGACCUGAGGCAGCAUUAUGCUCAGUUUCAUCCCGAGGCCCAGAACAUUCUGAAUUUCCACCAAGCCAACUUGAUUUACAGGUGCCGCUUCUGCUCGUACACCAGCCCCAAUGUCCGCAGUCUCAUGCCUCACUACCAAAGGAUGCAUCCCACCGUGAAGAUCAACAACUCCAUGAUCUUCUCCAGCUAUGUGGUCCAGCAAACCAGUGACACCAACGCUGAGUCCCAAACUCUCCGAGAGAUCCUCAACUCGGGUGUGAAGAACAUCGGGGCCUCCUCCUCCGCCUCGAACCACGCGGCUUCCUCCAGCCCCAUCAACGCAAACUCACCCAAGGGCAUGAGCCCUCAGCAGGGCGAGUCCUCGAUGAUCAGUGCUGUGGUGUACAACUGCGACGUCUGCUCCUUUUCGAGCCCCAACAUGCAUUCAGUGCUGGUCCACUACCAGCGGAAGCACCCAGAGGAGAAGGCAUCCUAUUUCAGGAUUCAGAAGACCAUGCGUGUCGUGUCUGUCCAGAAUCCAGCCCUCAAUGCUCACAAGGCCACCGAGGCGAGCUCUGUGAUUCCAGCCAACAAUACCCCGAUGACUCCUCAGCCAGCUGAAUUUGAACAGCUGUACUACUGCAAGCACUGUGUUUACAGUAACCGCUCCGUUGUUGGAGUGCUCGUCCACUAUCAGAAAAGGCACCCCGAGGUUAAAGUGACAGCCAAGUAUAUCAAGCAGGCGCCCCCGACUCCCGCUCUGAAGAAGACUAUGGAGGAGCUGCAGAUCACACCCGCCAGGCCCAUCAUGAGCCAGCCCCUGAGCCAGGUCAGCAAGAAAACCUUUGAGGUGGGUGGCCAGCAGCGGGUGAACGACAAGGGCGAGGGCGAGAUGAUGUUCUUCUGCCAGCAUUGCAACUACGGCAACCGGACAGUCAAGGGGGUGGUCAUCCACUACCGGAAGAAGCACCGCGACAUCAAAGCCACGGCGGAGCUGGUGCGGCAGCACACGGCGGCCGUAAGGAGUCAGCGGGAGAGGGCCACCAACAACCAGGGCAGCUCCGGCACCCUGCUGCCUAGCGCCCAGCAGGAGACCGAGGCCGAGCAGCUGCGCUUCUUCAAGUGCCGCCACUGCUCCUACACUGCGCACUACCUCUAUGCCGUGCGGAAGCACUUGAAGAAGCAGCACCCGAGCGUGAAGGCCACCGUCACCACCAUCCUACGCUGGGCGUACCAGGAUGGAGUGGUGACCGCUGGCUACCACUGCGAGUGGUGUAUAUAUUCCCAUCAAGAGCCCAGUGGGUUACUAAUACACUACCAGAAAAGGCACCCUGAGCACCCUGUAGACUACACCUACAUCUCCAGUAAAUUGUGGGCAGGGCCCGACCCUUCUGCCAACCCUUCACAGAUCGCCCUGAUCGACCUCAAACACUACAAGUGCAGAGACUGUGAGUUCGAGGCUGCCUCUAUCUGGGACAUUACAAACCACUAUCAGGCCUUGCACCCCUGGGCGGUCAGUGGUGAUGAGUCGGUGCUGCUGGACAUCAUUCUGGGGAAGGACACCUUGGAGCAGAACAACCCAACGGCUCAUGACUAUGCCGCCCUUGAUUGCCUCAAUGCUCCCGAGUCUGGAUCACUGGAGGAUGAGUUGCCUGCCAAGGACACCAUCCCUUCCUUGCUAAAGGACGUCCCUGCCAAUUCGAGUUCCAGUGGGUCGCAGUACCAGUGUAAGGUUUGCAAAUCAGAGUACAACAACCUGCAUGGGCUCCUGACCCACUAUGGGAAGAAGCACCCAGGUGUGAAAGUCAAGGCAGCUGAGUUUGCGCUGGAGAAGGAUGAGAAGCCCAGCACGCUGUACAAAUGCAGACACUGCCCGUACGUAAACACCCGCAUUCACGGUGUCCUGACCCACUACCAGAAACGACACCCUUCCAUAAAAGUCACUGCCGACGACUUCAUGAAUGAGGCCGAGAAGCUCCCAGAUGGCCAGAGCAAUGAUUUGGAGGAAAUGACCAAAGUCCCGAAGCAGGGUUUUGGUGCUUACAGGUGCAAGCUAUGUCCUUACGCACACGGCUCUCUGGAGAAGUUGAAAGUGCACUACGAGAAGUACCACCGGCAGCCGGCUAUCGAUAUGUUCACCGAGUCUGCCGCCGAAGUAAUGGAAUCCAAGGAGCCAAAUACCUCCGAGGAUUAUAAAGAUGAUGCCAAAUCCAUCACUGAGGUAAAAUCAAGCUCACCUUCUCCUACACCCCACUCCUUUUUAAGUGGUUGUUCGGAGCUCAGUACCUUAUUUAAAUGCCAACUCUGCAAGUACUUCUGCUCCUCCAGAAAGGGUAUUGCCAGACACUACCGGAAUAAACACAACAAUGUCCGAGCCCAACCAGAGGGCAAAAACAACAUCUUCCGCUGUGCCUUGUGUGCAUACACUCACCCGCUCCGCAAAGGGCUGGCAGCUCACUACCAAAAGCGCCACGACAUUGAUUCCUAUUACACCCACUGCCUGGCCGCUUCCAAAACCAUGAUUAACAAGAAGCCAGAGAAGCUCAUUCUGCCCAUCGAGACCAAACCCGAGUCACCUCCCCUGAGCGAAGAGCUCCGGAGAGCGGUGGAAAAGAAGAAAUGUUCACUGUGCUCAUUCCAGACAUACACAAAGAAGGGUCUUGUGUCUCAUUACAUGAAGCGGCACCCAGGGGUUUACCCCAGGAAGCAAUACGUGAGCAAAUAUAACGGAUACUUCACUGUUGUAUAUUCUGAUGAUAAGGCAGGCGAGGUUAAAAACGAAGCCAGUGCUGUAGAGGUAGCUGCAGUGACUGAAGGGAAACCCAAGGGAUGUCUCCCCUUCAAGUGUGUAAAGUGCUUCCAGCUCUCCUUCAGCACAGCAGAGCUGCUUUCUGUGCAUUAUCUCGACCACCACAGCCGGGAUUUGAAGUUGGAUUUCACGUUGCUACCCGGGAGUACCCGGUCUCACAGUCCCACCUAUGAGUGCAACCAUUGCAAUGAAAAGAUCCUCAGCACGCUGGAGCUCAGCGCCCACCUCACCCGUCACAACGAGCACUUCAGCAGGCGGGCAAGACUGCACAAAGAAAAGAUGGGGCCUGAGGGGGAAGCUCAGCUCAAGCAUGAGGUUCUGCCUCAGGAGUCGUGGCCGGAGGGUGAGCCACAACCCGAAGGCGAGGCUCAGCCGGUGGGGGAGCAGAAACCUGAGGCCGAAGCUCAACCAGACGGAGAGCCACACCCGGAGGCGAAGACACCUGAGGGUGAGGAACAGAAUCUGAAGGAGGAGAACCUUAAUGAAGAAAAUCUGAGAGAGGAGAACCAGAACAAGGAAGAGACUCUGAAAGAAGAGAGACCAGAAUCUACAGAAUCGGAAGACAGCAAUAAAAAACAGUCUGCUGAUGCUCAGGCAUCAAGCCCCGUUUCAUUACUCAAGGAGCGGAACGUUGUUGGUUACAAGUGCAGCUUCUGUUUCGAAGUCCACCCAACGCCCAGAGCUAUAUCGAACCACCUUCGCAAACACGUUGCAUUUGGUGAAUCUCUGGAUAAUGUCCACUCUGGUGAAGAGGGUUUGCGUUCCCACGAGAGGAGUCACACCGCUUCUGCACUGUUCAGCCGCGAAGGCAAGCAUCACUGCCAGUAUUGUUUGUUCGCCACUGCUUUCCGGCAGAACUUGGAACGCCACAUGCAAAAUCAGCACGGACACCAGAAGCCUUUCAGAUGCAAACUUUGCUCAUUUAAGACUUCCUUUAUAAAUGGACUGAAGAGCCAUAUUCAGAGAGCCCAUGCUGUGGAGUCCACCUACAGCUGUUCCUACUGCUCUUUUUCCACCAUGAUGGUAAAGCAGCUCAAACAACAUACUCUGAAAGUGCACGGCCAUGUUCUGGCAGUGUCCAAACAUCACACUGACCUUCCAGCAGCCUUCUCUUCUGGUAACAAUGCACGGCAGUCAGAGUUCCAGGCUGAGGGAGCAGCAGAAUCAGAUGACCCCACCUUCCUAAAAUUUCCCUCCAUCAGAAGCAAAGACUCCUCAUACUCUGAGCCACCCGACGUCCAACAGCAGCUUAACCAUUACCAGACAGCUGCAAUGGCAAGGAACCGCUCCAGCCCCAUCCCAGUGCCAUCGCCGAAUGCCUGCUCUGACCAGAUGACCAAGGGGUAUUUCAGCUGCGAGUUCUGCCAGUUCAACUCUGAGUACAUUCAGAGCAUGAGGCGCCACUAUCGAGACAGGCACUGUGGCAAGAAACUCUACAAAUGUAAGGAUUGUCCCUUCUUCACCGGUUUCAGGUCUACAUUUUCUAUGCACGUUGAGGGUAGCCAUACAGCUCCUCUUGUAGAAGGUCCCAAGGACCUGCGCUGUCCUCUCUGCCUGUACCACACCAAAUACAAAAGUAGCAUGAUUGAUCACAUCGUACUUCACAGAGAAGAGCGAGUUGUCCCCAUUGAGAUCUGUCGCUCAAAGCUCUCAAGACACUUGCGAGGAAUUGUCUUCCGUUGUGAUAAGUGCACCUUCACUUGCUCCACUGACGAAGCAUUGCAGCAACACAUGGAGAAGCACAAGGAAAUCAAACCGUACAAGUGCCAACUCUGUUACUAUGAGAGCAGAAUAAAGGAAGAUUUGGAAAACCACCUUCAGGAGGAGCACAAGGUGAUUCGUAACUUCGAAUUAGUUGGUCGUGUUAACCUGGACCAAUUGGACAGUAAAGACAAGGAAUGGUUCAGCAGCGAAGAGGAGGCCAAAGAGGAAGAAAAAAACAAUGUUGUUGAACAAAGAGGUAUUGAAGCGUGUCCAGGAAGCGGGGCUCGGAUCUACAACGAGAAAAGAUUCCCGUGUGAAUUUUGCGGCCGUACAUUUGCUCGUGGCUUUGAUUGGGAGCGCCACAUUCAGAGACAUAGCAUGGCUCUCGAUGAGAGUAACCAUCAGGGACGUGAAGCAUGUCCAGCAACAGAGAACUCCGGAGAGGAGAAUAACACUACGCCUUCAGGAAUGGAGGAGCAACUGGAUUCUGCUAACAACACGGAGACAGAAAUUACUUACCAGGAAUCACCAUACUGUCCAAUCUCUAUAGCAUUAAUAAAGGAAAACUCCCAGGAUCUGGAUACUGAGACCAAAAAUAAAGAGUCUGAGCUUUGUUAGUAUACUUGAACUGUGCAAGUUCCUCCUUCCCUUCUAACCCCCCUCAUCCCGACCCUUCACCAUCUUCUCUGCUCCUUGCCUGGUGUGACAACUGAUGAUGGAGCAGGAUUUCACGUUACAAUCAACCCUUCAGUACCUCAUCCAAGCGUCUGUUCUUCACGCGUGUGAGAGUGAGCGGUAAGUACAGGCUGACUGUUGGCCGAGAGGAGUGGACACACCGCUGAGACUGGCCCUGCCGUCGACAUCUCCAUUUAUGAGGGCACUGAAGCACGAUCCAGAGCCAGAACCCGUGCCAAUAUUUUUACCUCCUCCCUGGUCCGAGACUAAUUGUAGAAUUCUUACUUAUUCCAAGGUGAGCUCAACAAAGCUAACUCGGAAGGGAUUAAACCUUUUGGACACUCCUGGGCUGUCAAGCUCUGGGUCAUAUAGUGUGCGGUGUGUUUACUUAGCUAUUUGGGAUGUCCUCCUUAUCCCCUCUUCCCUACCUCCUUUGUGUCCGUCCCCUUCCUUACCUCAUAUCCCAACUCCUCCUCCUUCCCUCCCCCCUCUCUGCUUUACCCCACCCCUUUGUUUCCAGUGUUUGAAUGAAUUGUGUGUUUAAAAAUACUGGGGACUGCCUCAUUAAUCUAGUGAGUUGUGAUUUUUUUUAAAGUUAGUGUGAUCUUGUGGGAAUGUCAUUACUUCACUGUAGAGAUUUUGACAUUCAUCGAGGUAAUGUUCCAUAUUGCUCUUUUUAAAAAAAAAUAUUGAACUUGUGCAUUGAAAACCAAAAAAAUAUCCCCCAAAUUUUUACUUUGAUCCAGCUAUCACUCUAGUGAUCCAUAACUAAUGGAUUCGUCAAGCACCUCUGAUUCAGUGAGUUUUGUUAUGAUGGGACAUUUUUGCAAGCUGCUAUAUCUUAGCCCACAACUGGUUGAAUUCAAGGCACUUGUUUUCUCUUACAUCCAAAGCACCAUUUUAAACAGGUUAGUUUAUCUCUCAAAUGGUUGUGUGUUACAAGCUGUAACUAUUGCAGGCCCCUGCGUAAUGGUUUAUAACAUGUAUACCUCAACAAAGGGUUACAAACACAUUAAGAAGUGGAAACUCACCUGUACAGUUCACAUUUUCUGUUCACUUAAAAUGGUGUGCAUUAUAACUGGUGUGUAAAAUGGAUUGGUGGAGGCAUUUCCAAAUCUUGAAUGAAGGACCAGCUUGGAUCCGAGGUGCUAUAAUUGGCAAACAUUGAGCCCAGGUCACUUGUAGCACCAACACUGUUUGUGUUUUUCUUUUGUUAGUAAUACAGUACAGAACAAAGCUCACCAUACUAAAGAGUUCCUUGUUUUCUUGCACUAAUGCAUCUGGUAAAAAUGUUUUUUUUUAAUCUAUUAUUUAAAAGAAAACUUGUUUGUAUAGCAGAAGUGGUCCUAACGAUUACUGUUAAUGUAGAAUGUUGGUGCAAAAAGUGAUCAUAAUUUGCAGUACCUCAGCAUUAAUCUUUACUGAAUGAAUGUCCAUUCUGUACCAGUAAUAUCUGUUCAUAAACUGUGUAGAUUUACUUUUCUUCCCCUGCACAUCUGCAGUGAGAUGUGUGCUACAAUGUUGUAGUGAGACUACUUUACGUGAAUAAAAAUUCCAUAGGUUAGCUUUUGUUUGCCAAGUUUACAGGUUAUUGUAUUCUUGUUUUAUAUAAACACUUUAAUUAAAUCACUAUAUGGGUUCUCAAAACCUGUUGCUUGAAAAAUGACAUUUUUUAGGACACUUGUUUAGGUCUCAAUUUGGAUCCAGAUGUUUGCAUUAUCAAAUGAAAUAUUAUUGCGAUCAAGGUAUUUUUGAAAUGAUGCGUUCAAAGAACAUCUGUUCCUUGAAGCAGGUCAUUAACAUCACCUAUUUUCAUGUUGAAAACAGGGCAAAAUGGGAGCAGUUUCUGUGAAAAAAAAAGACAGGGAUAUUGCAGAUUACCAUGUAUAUUGUGUUCUUUUGUCUACAUUGUAGUUUAGGAAGCUCCUUUUAAAUAUUUUUGUUAUCUAAAAUACUUCUAAAGUUGACUGUUUAGGACAUGCAUUGGAAGUCUGUUUUAAGCCAACUGUAAGGGUUGAGGAAAUGAACUCUGGAAACAUUUACCAAAAUUGACUGGCCUUCCUGAGUGUUUGUUAGUGCAGUUUCUAAAUAAUGCUGCUUUAGUUUCUAGAAUGAUCUGUAAAUACUGUACUUCCUGGGAUUUUGUUUUGCUGACCCGAUAAAUAAAAAGUGAUGACUCCUUUUUAA
Molecule: messenger RNA, 10328 nt
Organism: Hypanus sabinus (Atlantic stingray)
Lineage: Eukaryota; Metazoa; Chordata; Chondrichthyes; Myliobatiformes; Dasyatidae
Gene: znf462
Product: zinc finger protein 462
Exons: 15
Coding region: 387-8084 (2565 amino acids)
Source: RefSeq, a predicted model, not a curated record